Messenger RNA from Teleopsis dalmanni, 1255 nucleotides. RefSeq lists its product as uncharacterized. The coding region runs from base 376 to 1071 and encodes 231 amino acids. The transcript is spliced from 3 exons. NCBI's taxonomy places the organism in Eukaryota, Metazoa, Arthropoda, Insecta, Diptera, Diopsidae. The record is from RefSeq and is a predicted model, not a curated record.
AGUAUAAGCCCUAAGUCAUAUUUUGAACAAUUGGUUUUUUAUAUAAAUUUUUUAUACUGAGAUAAGUGAAGCUUAAGACUCGAUUUUUAUAUGAACAGAACAAAGGUGCCUUAUCAAUUCCAUCGGGAAAUAUGCGUACGUGGAACGCAUGAGUAAACCAAACAAAUAUGCAGAAUAAAAUCAAAUGUUGAAUUAAAAACAAUCUGUUGUAAAUGCGAUAAGGGAAAAUACGUUAAAUACUAGUAAUUUUUCUAUAGCCAACCAGAAGUUCAAAAUAUCUUUCGUUUCUAUAUCUAGAAGGCUUAAAUUCAAUAGAAGACUGUAUUUUUUGAUAUCAAUCAAGUAAAUAAUACUGAUUUAAAAUAUCUGGACAAAAUGGCAGCUAGUUUAUUAGAAGAGGCAAUGAGUUGCGAUCACAAAGGACGGAUGAUACAAGCACUAAGUUUGUACGAGCGUAAUGCUUUUGUACUCAUGAAUAAAAUGAAAGAAGGCCAUGGAGAAACCAAGCAGCAACUUCAGCAAAUUCCGAAAUUAAUAGACAGAAUUGACAUCCUGACAAAGAGAAUAGAAGAAAAGUUUCGUCCUGAAAAAUGUUUAAAAAAACAAAUUGUUAAUAACGAUGAUAUAGGGAUCGGCUAUGAUCACAUCUUUGGACCGUACCUAAGCUCGAAGAUAAUUGAAGUAAUAGUUGAGGAGCCACUACUGCGACAUGAAAACCAUUAUCGGAAUUUAGAAGAGUUCCUGAUUAUGCUGAUAAAUCGUUGCGAAAAAUUGAAAUUCGUCCGUAUUGUUACAAUACAUGAUGUCAGUGCUAACUCCACUCAGGAAUCAAGAUUGAAUAAACUAAAAUCUGAUAUUUUAAGAAGUGGUUUACGGAUGGAUAUUAAAUAUACAAUGAACGACGUAAUCUCAAAAAUAGUUUUCGAUAAUGGCCAUAUAUUUAAGCUUGGACUUGGCUUAAAUUUUCAUAAAAAUGAUAUCAAUGAGUAUGGAUUGAUUAUUCCAAGGGGUUUAAGUGAUAGUAAAUGUUUGUCGACAUGUUACGAGGUGUGGAAGUGUGCUGACUUCUAACAUUUCGUGCUCUACAUUUUUUGGUGCUUGGAUUUUUAACUUUUUUUUAUUUAUUUAUUUUUCUAUAAUUUAAAAAAUUUACACGAAUUAUAUUGAAGAAAAAAAUCCUGUUUGAAGCUCUUGCCUAGAUGUUUUGUUAUUUUUUGUUGAUUGAUGUUCUGUUCUGUUCUGUUAAAGAAUUCAA